AUGUUAAAGAGAUACCUAUUUUCUUCUAUAAACUUUUCAUAUUAUCAUUUUAUUUUCAUGUUUUAUUUGUUUUUUGGACAUGGUGUGUGCUGUUUUUUUUUUAGUUAAGCUUGUAUGUAAAAGGUAAAGACGCUUAUACACACUUUUAAGUACAGUGUUGUUUCUUCAGAAGUGGGCUUCUGUGCAUAAAUCUAUCAGACAUGGUCAUAAAAUAAACAUGGGCUGUCUAACAAGCAGACUCUGGCCUCCAUCUGCUGUUCAGCGACUGGAGGACCCUGUCUUGAUGUCUGAUGAAGCACCAGGAAAUCACAUGCACAUGGCAGUAGCCUUGUGUAACUUUCCACUUCAAAGGUCUGAUGAACACUCCAUAUUGUUAGGAGACAGACUGAACAUUAUAUCAGAAGAUAAUGACAUGUUGACGGUUCGUUCUACAUCAACUGGCACAGAGGUUUUCAUUCCUCACACCUACGUUUGCAAAGUGCAUAGCCGGUGGCUUUUUGAAAGGAUCACAAGGAAAAAUGCAGAACAACUUCUUAUGCUGCCUCCGAACUACUCUGGAUGUUUUCUAAUUCGGGAAAGCCAGUCAUGCCCGGGUUCCUACUCACUUUCGGUGCGGCAAAAUGGAGGCCAUGUGCACAAUGUAAAGCACUACAGAAUCCAUCAGCUCCACAAUGGCUGGUUCUACAUCCACCACAGCAACUACUUCUCCACUCUCACCCAGCUGGUGGACUUUUACUCACGGUCUUCUAGUGGUACGUUCUUUCAGCUGACUGAACCUUGCUUACUUCACGACUCCAACACAGCUGUAACACACAGACCCACACCUGUGACAAUCCAGAGGUCCAGCCUUAACUGGAGAGAUUUGUCCAGGUCGAUGGUUCAAAGGCAGCUUAAUGGAACUAACCAGGAGAGUUUUGUCAGUGAAGGAUUACGAGAGACUAUGAAAGCAUAUUUUUAUGUCACAGAGUCAUCAGACUGUGAGGACUGAGUGACAUCCAACACAGAACAGACCUGUGAGAGACUGAUGAAGUUAAGUUAAAGAUGUUUUGGGUAUGUGGUGGGCAUUUUGAUCACAGUCCAUUCCUAGUGUCGAGCAUGAUUCAUGAUAUUUUGUUAAUUAUUUGACGAUUUUUUUUUUUAUGUAAUAGUAGUUUUGUAUCUGUCACAGGAUGUAUUACUUUGGGAAACUACAGAGUAAAUUCCUCAGUUUUCAGUAGGAACCAACAGAAAACAAAAUAGCAAUACAAACAAAAUAACAAACUAUAAUAUAAUUAUUUAAAUGCUUUUAUUUUACUUUUGCAUUUAAUGAAACAAUAUUUUUGAAAUCUGCAGUUUUUAUAAUGUGUCAUUUUUACGUUGUCAAAAUGGGGGGUCACCUUUUUAAUCCACGUGACAACUGAAAUGUUUAUGUAUUGUGAUCGUGAUUUAUAUGACAGAGAACAUUUUUAAUAAUUUUAUAUAAUCCCUUUAAAUAUGUAGCAAAUAAGGUAGCUGCCUCUGUAUUAUGACUUAUACUUUUAUUUUAAAAGGUAUAAGUAUUCUCUUAUUUACAGUCAUUUAUUUUAAAUACCCUGUAUUCACAGUAAAAUACAAUCCUUCCAAAUGAAAAAUAUUUUUUGUCACAAAUGCUAGUUCGCUGGCUCCUUUCCUUUUAAACAGGCAACAUUUAACAUUAAGUUUUAACUUUUUUUUUUUUUUUUUUUUUUUUGUGGUGUCAGAAAAUGCCAGUUUUAUGGUUUUAACAUAGAGCAGGGCUUUGCACAGGUGGGUGGACCUCAGCCUCUAAAAGUGUUGUACAGAAUAUCCAUGUUCUUAGAAUUAAUCUAAUUAUUGUGCCUGAUCAGAUCUAUAGAUAACACCAAAUUUGCUGUUGUUGGCAGAAUUUGUAGAUCAAAAAAAAAAAAACCAAUAAUUAUUACUAGUAAUCAGACUGAAUCUGAUUCAAACCCAUGUGAAAUAAAUAAUAAUUUAAUAAUUUCCUUUUACAGUCAUAUUUAUUUUCUUUAAGUUAUCUUUAACAACAUAGAACAAACCAAAUGAAAUUUAUUUUUUUUAUAUUUAAUUGUUUCUGAAACAAUAUGUUGAACACCAAAGUUAGCCUUCCUAAAAACAAAGCAGAGAGUUUGGUGGCCAUUAGUGACUACUGAUGGAAAGAUAUAUAUUUUUUCUUUUUUAUUUGUUUUCAUAGCAAUAUCUGGCAACGCUGCCAGAACUUUAAACUGAUAGUAAUCAAAAGAGCCCACAGACAUGUUAUUGCUGACAGGAUACCACAUUCGGUAAGGCAAACGCAAAAACAAAAAACACAUCAUGAUAUUAACCGUCAGAAAUGUUAUCAACGGUAUCAAAACAGUAGCAUAUAACACAACAGAGAUCUGUAGAACAACUAGGUAAUGUCUAUGCUAUUUCAUAUUGUAGUUACAUUUUCAGUCGUGCCAACAACAUUCUUAAGGCCACUAGACCAAGUUUUCAUUUAUAUAGCAAUAGUUAUUAAUGAAAACUAUAACAGUAAUAGGCCUAAUAAACAACUGAUGAUAUGAACAAAUGA
Molecule: messenger RNA, 2545 nt
Organism: Carassius gibelio (silver crucian carp)
Lineage: Eukaryota; Metazoa; Chordata; Actinopteri; Cypriniformes; Cyprinidae
Product: src-like-adapter 2
Exons: 7
Coding region: 218-988 (256 amino acids)
Molecular function (GO): protein binding
Source: RefSeq, a predicted model, not a curated record